Molecule: messenger RNA, 11348 nt
Organism: Dunckerocampus dactyliophorus (ringed pipefish)
Lineage: Eukaryota; Metazoa; Chordata; Actinopteri; Syngnathiformes; Syngnathidae
Gene: ergic2
Product: ERGIC and golgi 2
Exons: 13
Coding region: 664-1824 (386 amino acids)
Biological process (GO): retrograde vesicle-mediated transport, Golgi to endoplasmic reticulum; endoplasmic reticulum to Golgi vesicle-mediated transport
Cellular component (GO): COPII-coated ER to Golgi transport vesicle; membrane; endoplasmic reticulum
Source: RefSeq, a predicted model, not a curated record
ACAAAAUGCGUUAUUAUAGUAUUAUUAUUAAUAUUAUUAUUAGCAUAAGUAGUUUCCUCAUUAUCUGAAUUUGUAUAAAAUAAGAUACAUGGCCCAUGUUACAUACUGUGGUACAGUAGGUGGCGGUAUGCACCUGUAAAGUCACGGUUGCAAACGUGGCAACCCGCCAUUAAACUAAAAGAAGAAGAAGAAGAAGAAGAAGAAGAAGAAGAAGAAGAAGAAGAAGAAGAAGGGCAAAAUGCGGUAGUUUCCCUGUGAAAACGGGAGGGCUGAUUGGUAAUUGGUAUGACUUGUGCACCCGUCCCUGUUGUUUGCCAGCAUCUACCGCCAGAGGGCGCAAAGUCAAAACGUGUGGGGUUUUCUUCCCCAAACAAAAACUGUUCUAUAGCUAUCCUCGUUUCCAUUUCCUCGUUGUUUUCCCCCACAAUUCAUCAAAGUAAAAUUUAAUCGUCGACUGACCUGACAACCUUAAAAUUACUAACUAAUCGACGACGGUUCACUCGUUGCUAUGUCCUACUUAGCAGGCUAGCCUCGUUACCGGCUUGCUAGCUAGCAACUGUUAUGGUGCUAUACGUCAGCACGUCAAACUGACUCACCGAAAAAGACAAACUCGUCAAACAACAUUAUUUUUUUGAUGAGGGUGACGCCUGAACGUUCACCAAAAUGAGGAGACUGAACAAAAAGAAAGCUUUAACGCUGGUUAAAGAGCUGGACGCCUUUCCCAAAGUACCCGAGAGCUACGUGGAGUCAUCAGCCAGCGGGGGUACAGUGUCUCUGAUUGCGUUUAGCGCCAUGGCUGUUUUAGCCUUCUUGGAGUUUUUCGUGUACAGAGACACAUGGAUGAAAUAUGAGUACGAAGUAGACAAAGAUUUCAGCAGCAAACUGAGGAUAAACAUCGACAUCACAGUAGCCAUGAGGUGUCAGUAUAUAGGUGCCGAUGUUCUGGACCUGGCUGAGACAAUGGUUGCUUCUGAUGGCCUUAAAUAUGAACAGGUUAAUUUUGACCUGUCGCCACAGCAAAGACUAUGGCACAUGACACUUCUUCACGUACAGGAACGUUUAAGAGCGGAGCACUCCCUGCAGGAUUUGAUCUUCAAGACUGCGGUAAAAGGAGCUCCAUCUGCUCAGAUUAGCAGUGUGGAUGGCAGCUCAUCUUUGUCGGCCUGUAGGAUUCAUGGACAUCUGUAUGUCAACAAGGUCGCCGGAAACUUUCACAUCACAGUUGGCAAGUCAAUACCACAUCCCCGAGGCCAUGCCCACCUAGCAGCUCUCGUCAGCCAUGACAGUUUUAACUUCUCUCACCGCAUCGACCACUUGUCUUUUGGAGAAGACGUCCCAGGCAUCAUCAGCCCUCUCGACGGCACAGAAAAAGUCACAACAGACUCUAACCACAUGUUUCAGUACUUCAUUACCAUCGUUCCCACCAAACUGAACACCUACAAGGUCUCGGCCGACAUGCACCAGUACUCAGUCACAGAGAGGGAACGAGCCAUAAACCACGCUGCCGGCAGCCAUGGCAUCUCAGGGAUCUUCAUGAAAUACGACAUCAGCUCUCUGAUGGUGAAAGUCAGCGAGCAGCACAUGCCACUAUGGAAAUUUCUUGUCAGGCUUUGUGGUAUCGUUGGAGGCAUCUUCUCCACUACAGGCAUGCUGCACGGCAUGGUGGGCUUCUUGGUGGACGUGGUCUGCUGCCGUUUCCAAAUGGGAAUCUACAAACCUCUCAAGGAGGAGGAUCCUGUGAAUAUGCAGCAAGCCAACCAUCAAGCUUCGCCUCCCGCAGAUUCAAACAACGUUGUGAGUCAGCUGACAUCACAGUCAUCCUGAUUUGUAAAUGAAUGUGCCCUUGAAAAAAACAACACGAAAAACAAAUGCGCAAGCAAAGCAAACUGAGUGUUUGAAGGUGGAUUACAGGCUAAUACCACACACACUCACACACACACACAAAAGGUGCCUACGUGUAAAUGUUUAUUAAAUCAAACCUUCAUUCUUUGUUCUAUAUAUCAUCAUGACAAGUAAACAAUCUCUCGUCCACCAUGUCAAGACUUUAUUUGACAGUAUUUCAGAAUAUCUUUCGGUAAACAAGUUUUUUUUUUUUUUUGGUUUGUUUUUUUUUAACAUUUUUUUCAUAGCAAAAUGUAAUAUAUCAGUACUGUCGCAUUUCAUAAAAAUAGUUGUUAACGUCUUUGAAACUACAGUAUCAAUGAUACAGUAAACCAUAUUUGUAGGAAUACAGCUGUACAAGGUGAAGCAACACCAACACACGAAUGCAGGUUGGGAUGGACGGGUGCCAUUGCUCUUCACAGGUUUUUCUUUUUUCUUUACGGUUUAUAAAAUGACUCACAAUAGGCAGGGAGGCAGGGCAGAGGUGUGAGUGUGGAGAUUGAGGACAUUUUCUCUCACUUUUGACCUUUUGGCCAUACCUUUUAAAAAAGAGCUCAAUAACUUCUUAAUACACAUCACAAACCAGCUUUGUCUAAUUGAGACACGUAUGGGUGAACAUCAGUCUAGUCAACACAACUGUGCAAAAGUCUUGGGCCAUCAAGUUUUUAAAUGUAACCUCCGCUUGACACUACAUUUUGACUCAUUCCAUAGUUGGAUAGCAUGCACUGAAAUUGUUAACUAAUAAUAAGGCUGACACUUAAAAUUAAGCAGAAAGUUACUUAAAUUGAAAAUAAUGUUUACUCUUUUACGAGGCCGUGGAAAAAGUUCAUCCAAACAACAACGCUGGUGUUGGCCAAAGACUUUUUACAUACUAUUAGCAUCUCAGACAAACAUGCUGCAUUCAGGCACAUCCAAAAUCUCAACAAACAAAACACCUUAUUGACUGCAAUUUAAUUUGUGUUUGUGUAUGUGGGGGGGGAAAAAAAAUAGACAAGAUGCUGAGAAGUUGUGAUCUGAAGUGACAAAAAGCACAACCUCUAAGGUGGAACACAAACCUCAAGUUUGAAGCAAUGAAAAGUUGAGUUUUAUCUCGUAAACACUGUAGUAAAAAUUUAAGCCAAAAAAAAGCUCAACUUUGUUGACGCUGGAGUAUUACUGCUUAGAAAGAGUUUGUUUUUAAGCAUUUGUUUGGAUUUCAAAAUGUUCCAAUUGGAAAUAAUGGAAAUGAUCUGUUCCACGGUCAACCCGUCACCAUUAUAACUCUUAACUGUAGAGACAAUGUUUUCAGUAACGUUUGAACAUUCUUAACUCACUUAGGAUAUAAUGCAAAGGUGAUUGGAGCCAUGCAUCUCAAUUUUAAACUUCCUACAAGUGAAAAAUUAGUUAAGCACAGUUAAUAGUAAAGCAGAAAAAAAAACAGUAGUGUUGAUUUGAACAAAUGAUGUUGACCCUGGAGAAUGACUGCUUUGAAAAGUUUGUUUUUAAGCUUUUGUGUAUGUCAACAUUUUUCAAUAGGAAAUAAUGGAAAUGAUCCGUUCCUGGGUCAAACUGGCCCCAUCAUAACACCGCUAUUAACUAUAGAUGUGACGUAACUUUUUAACAUUCUUAACUCACUCAGGAAGUAAUGAAAAGGUGAGUUGUCCCACGCAUCCUUUUUACUUAACGGGCCUAGAAAUGUAAAAAGAAGUUAAGCAUUGUUAAGUAAUUUUUAAAAAAGCAUUUUCAACCUUGUUGAGUCCCCUUUUGGAAUAACCGUCACAAAAAAGCUUGGUUUUUAAGCUUUUCUAUGAAGAAAUUGAUUUAUUUUUAUACUUGUGCAAUGAAGAAUUAAGAUUGAGGAGCAAAUCAGGGUGCCAAUUGCAAUGUGGAUGUCAAAAGUCCAACAUGUUGCCAUGUUACAUUUAUUAAGUACGUAACAUUCCACCUUGGAGGUUAAACUGUCAAAUAAAAAAAGCACCUAGAAAUGUCAAUGAGUUGAUCAUGACUAUUAUAAUUAUUAUUAGAAUGAAGAGUAAUGCUAUAACACUGACAUGAAGACGCUGUACACUAGCUUUAGUGACGUCAUACUGCACUGUAGAGGCGUUGCUGAUAUGUGUCGCUGUCGAAAACUCCCUAAUUAGUUUUGAGUAAGGCACUCCGCCCUCCCCUGUCCAUCAUCUUCCUCACACUUACUGAUGCCCCUCUCCCACAGUGAUGUGGUACACAUAGCACAGUUAAAAAGGCAUAGAAAUGGGGAAUAUAGACUUGGACGAUGCUUUUUUUUUUUGUUGGAGCUUUAAAUGAAUACAAGACAGGUUUAUUAUAAUAAUAAUAGUGCACAAUGACUGCAUGGUUAUGAUCGAGUUGUGUACAUAACUCAGAGGUGUGCGUUCUUACCGACUUCAGUUUCAUAAAAAAAAAGAGAAGGAAGUGGUCCUCUUGUUUUGCAUUUCAUGCACAAAACCACCUGUAUGGGUCGCCCACUUGGUGACGUGUCUUUGAUAUGUAGCGGAGGCCCAGGUAGGAGAAUUGGAUCCUACGUAAUGGUGUUUCCCCCCGUCGUCUUCUUGUUUGAAUAAAACACCACAUGUACAUAUUGUUGACAUCUUUACAGUAUAUACUCGGAGACAUGUCCACCAAAAGUCUUGUCUCUGUCAGAGUCCACACUCUAUGUUACAACAGCUGUGAGAGUUUUGCUCUUUAAGGUGGUGGGUGUAAUAAUCAUCUCAUAAAUGAAUGAACUAUGAAGAGUGGAUGGGGAGGAUAUAGGUGAGCUUUGUCCACAGGAUCCUUUCUACCUGCUGACAGUGGAGGUCCAAGACCUCAGGGUGCCAGGCAGCUUAUCUGGCCCAGGCAUGUUCCAAGUACCUGCACUCCUUGCAGGUGGUGUUUCUCCGCUUUUAGAGGGGCAGCAGAGCCCAACGUGGCCACUGGGGCGCUCCUCCUCUCUGGGGUAAACUCCUCUGGACAGCAGCCUCUCCUGGAGGCUCACAUGUGCAUCUCCACCAGCCAGAGAGGCUCCGUUGGAAGUGACGCUCACAUAAGGGUCCCAAGGCCAGAGAGUACCCACCGCCUGGGUGUUCAUGCCCUUUCUGUCACAGCAGGGGGAGCAAGUGUUCCUCUGUCGCUCUCUUUUUUCAGCAGGCCUCCCCAAGACAGCUUUAGUAGGCAAAGCCCGAGGCUGCCUGUCUACCUCCGCAGACCCCCUGACUGUGCACUUCUUCUGGGUGGACCUGCCACCUGCGGCCCCUCGAGCCGAGGAGCUGUGGUCUGUCACUUGCAGAGCUUUGUCUGCCGUCAUGCACACCGUGGCCUCUAGAGGGAGCUGAUGAGGGGAAUCCAGGGAUGCGGCUGGAUGGGAUGAAGGCAAUGGACUCUGGUGGACUUCCAGGGUCACUUCCUGCAGGGUAGAGUGGAUUGUAGAAAGGGCAUCCCAGGGGCUGACACAGUCUGUUGGAGACCAGAGACAAGCGUGAAGGGAGGAAAGAAAAAUAAUCCACUGCAUUUGCAUGCAAAUAUGGACUAAAGUAUUGGGACACCUGGACAUUGAAACUACAGGGUAUAACCUCAGAACAUAAACACCUUAAAAGUUGUACAAUCUGGGAAGCAAACUAAAAUGUUAGGGCAAUGUGUGCGUAUAUUGUAGUCACACACAAGUCAUGCAUGACACCCUCUCCACUCCUUUUCCUAUCUUGUAUAUACUGGAAUGUCAAUGCAAGGCUGUGUCAUACCUUCACUAUUUUUACCUCACCAAAUGGAUAAUAUAAAUUAUAAAGUCAAUUAAAACAUAAGCAAUAUGUUUACACGAGUCAAAUAGACUCGAUACAACAGGAGUGCACUUAAAGAUCUGCUGCAAAAGCGCCAGUCAAAGAUGGUGGAUAUGACAGUGCUCUGCUGUGUUUAAGAACUGACUGCAGAAAUAGUCAUCUGCCUGUCAAACAUUCUCUAUGACUGGAGCGCUCAACUGUUUCCUAUGUCGUGCUUACCGUAGAUUACAUUCCUAUUUGUGUGACAGAUAGUGGGUAUGAGUACAAACAAACAUGUAGAGGCUCAUUUGAAAACAGCAACACACACAGAAUUGUCUGUGCAUGACUCCAUGAUCAUGCAAACGGUAUGACUCAGCAUGGCGAGAAGAAAGAAGACAUGCAGCUUGGCACAAACCGUGUCUUUAGAGUGGCCCAUUAGGAAGAAAUAGGGGGAGCUUAGUGUGUCACCUUUCAUGCACAUGGACAGGUUGGAAGGUACCAUUCCUGAGAGAAGGCAAGUAAAAGCCGACAGUAGAUGCCAGUCAUUCCACUCAAAAAAUACUUGCAAUUAUAGACAGUAGAAGACACGGAGACAAAUAUUAAUAAUAGAAACGUGUGCUUGUUAAUCUAUGGAGGAAAGACACGCGUUAAUUUGUUAUGUGAACGUGAGAAAGAGUGAACCAACACCCACCAUAUUCAGGCACCUGUCCCGUGCCUCUUUUUAGCAGCAGUCUGACCCGUCUGCCCCCGGCCUUGAUGAGCUCAAUGGCCCGGGCGUGAGUCAUGUCCCGGGUGCUGUCCCCAUUAAUCUCUAUGAUCUGAUCCCCCACCUGAAGGAAACACACAGACUUUACAGUGUUUCCAUACCCUAAAAAAACUGUACACACGGCAAUUAACAUCUCUAUUCAAUUAACAACCGAGUCAAAAAAUAGUGCUGUGUCAAAAAACAUUAGCAACAUCUUUCAGUCUGUAAAAUUGCAGAAUCAGCAUUUGUGACAUGUGUUUUCUCACAGGCAAUUCAUACUGUCAAACGUUUGCAGGAUUUCUUGAAACGCUAGCUUUUCAACUGUUUUACGGAGCAGCAUUUCUUUUGUGAUGACUUACUGAGAACGCACACAAUUUUCUUCUGUUCUGUUUGUAUUUACUUUGCCGACCAAACGUCUCAGUGACUUUUGACUGUCGGGACAAAGGUUCUGCAUCUUGAUGUGUCGUUUUUUUCCUAGAUGGGAAAACUGAGUCGCGUGGAUAUGUUUGAGUUGGGCAAGUCUCUGUGUUACUGUGUGGGGACACUACACUAUGCUUCCAUACAGAAAUGUAUGGCUUGACAUGAUGCGCAUGUAUUCAUUACGCUAAAAAUAACAGCCAAUCCAUUUAUUGCCUGCUUCCAAUUAAUGUCCUGUCCUUGCGGUUAAGCAAAAUAAACGCCGCGGCUAUAAUUUGCGGUACCCAUCAUCUUGUGCAUGCGUGCUCACCCUCAUCCUCCCAUUACGUAUGGCGGGGCCGUCCUCUGCAAGGCGUAACACAAACAGGUCCAUCUUGUACUCUCUGCCUCCACGAAUGCUGAAACCGAAACCUUUGGAACUUUUCUCCAGCUCCACUGUGAAGUAAUCAAAGUCCUGCAGAGCAGCAACAACGCCAUCAUCAUCGUAAACACACAGCAGGUAAAGAUAGUGAUCCAGAAAAGGUAGCCAUGGUUGUGUACCUGUGGUCUAAAGUCUGCGGUGAUGCUCAGGGGGAACUGUGCGGCCGCAGGGUGCUGUCUGAAGUCCAGCAGGCCAGGUGGGUGCCGGUAGUCCAGCGUCGGGGGCUGACGAUAGUCGGUCACCGGUGGGUGACGGUAGUCUACUGGGGGUUGCCUGUAAUCAGUGAACGGAGGAUGGCGGAAGUCAGGUUUGACAUCCUGUCUGGCUUUAACCUCUGACCUGUGAGGAGGGGGGGAAAGCAACACAAUCUGAGAGAGUCUUGUUUGGGCAAAAGGGAUGACGUGAGUACAGUGCUCGCUGGGUACAAGGAGAUGUUACACACCACAGCUUAGCUGACUAUUGAAAUUGCUCCUCCACGGUUACAUUUGGGAUGCACACGUGCAUGUGCACAAAGUGUGUGUGUGUGUGUGUGUGAGUUGGGAGGGAUACUCUGAUACACACAUGCAUGCACCCAGCCUUGGAUAUUUACAUUCAUGAAUAUACAAUUUAAAAAAAGAUAAAAAAUGAAUUCGAAUUAAAAUAAUAGGAUAAUAUUUUUAAAAUAAUUACAUAUAAUCUAUUCCAUCAUCUACUAUUAUAUUUGACUCUUCCCCCAGCGCGCACAAACGUGGAUGAAAACAACUACUUGAGAAAAGCAUUGGUCUUUAUUUUGUAUGUAGUCUGACUAGCUUGGCCUACAUUGGAUUGGUUUUAGUGUCUUAUCAACACAAAUGUAAAGAAUAUGAAAGUGUUCUUUCAUUCUUUUUUUGUAUGCAGCCUAGAGGGUCAGUCUCUUAAAAAAAAUCUUGCUUUUUAAACUUUCAUCAAGUAAAAUGGGCAGAAAGCCACAGCUGGGGUAGAGUGCUACUCUCAAAUGUAUUCUUCUCCAUCACACACAUGCACACACACACACACACACACACACACACACACACACACACACGCCUGUCAGUGAUUGCAGGAUUGGUGCAUUAUACAAGAGAUACCUUGGAGGUGCAUUAUUCACUGUCAGUGACUGUAAAAGCUUACUGGUGUUACUCUGGAAAGUAAGUUGGCUUUCCUGCCUCGACUUCACUGCGAGAAAGGAGAUGUUGGCACACUCUCCUCUAUUGAUUUUCUUUGGCAUCUGUCACAUUUUAAAGCCCUCCCGUGUCUUCCAUCCAUCACUAGGACAUGUGCCCUUCUAGUCUGCGCCUUAAUAUUGUUGAUUGUGCGGAGGCAAUGUUUUGAUUGCCAUUAGUUAGUAUGAUUACACAAAAAAACGACAUAAUCUAGUCCAUAAAUGUCCUUUGUUGCACAUGUGCUAAGUGAAAAACCCUUUACAUUUUGGCGUAAAUCUGGAUAACGGUGCAGAGCAAUGGUGAAGGCAUGCAACACAAUGAAGGCACCUGUUGUAACUCCGUAAUUAUUAUUAUCACUUUUUUUUCUUUUUGAUAUUUUGCACCCCAAGAUAUGCCACUAUUUGCCGUGACAGUCCACUUGCUUAGGGUCCAAAUGGGGGCAGUGAUCCACCUCAUCUGGCAGAUGGAGCUGGGGUGAAAAAAACAUUAAAUGUACAUUAAAUAUGUACAUUACUGCCACCUACAGGUGUGCAGUGAAACAGUAUCAUUCGUCAAGUGUGAAUUUUCAGUCACCAUGGAGAUGUUUUGGAUCUUUUGACCUUGGCAGAGCCUGUGCUCUAUGUGGGCCUCUUUCCCGUACCAAUUAAGCGAGUUAGAUGUCAGUCAGGGGAACUAAACUUGUGGCCUGACAGUUCAACUGACACUUUUGGGAAAAAAUAAGCCACAAAAGUCAAACAAAGAAUGUAGGGGAUGAACUCCACACACAAUUCUUUUUUCAUGACGCCACCAAAGGCAUCGAGGAAAUGUGUGAUGAGAACCAUAGAACCAGAAAUAGAACUUACCACGACAUAGGAAGGAGUCUGGCUGGUCACUACCAUAUUUGACCAAGUAGAUGGUCACCAAAACAUACUACACAUUUUUGAAUUCCAACAGUACCUACAAAAGGCCAGUAGUGAUAGUAUCACUCGAUGAACACCUUCCUUUUCCCUCUUUCUAAGGUGUCUUACAUGGUAAACAUCAUUUUAUACUUGUAGGACAGUUAAGCGUGUUAAAUAGUUGAAGCAUUGCCUGUUCAGUACAACUGGUCCACAUACCUGCCGUCGUGGAGAUAGAGCUGAGGCGGAGGUCCAGCGGGAUGCGUGACGGGGCUCUGCUGGGUUCCAGCCGGCGUCGGGUGCGAUGCCGCCGAUGCAGGAGGACAAAUGAGGAUUUGGCUUGUCUGAACUGGUGUCUGAGCGGGCUGGGUCGAUGCCUGCUGGCCCGUCUGAAGCGUCAUUUGACACGGCUGAGAGGCCACCUGGCCAGGCUGCGAGGCUACUCCCGGACCGGUCAGGGCUACGGGGCUGGGCUGGGCACCAUGUUUCUGUGUCAUGGGGCUCUGCUUCUCUGAGCCAGGCCCAGACUGGGACCCUGUGGGGGCGGGGUCACAUGACUGAUGACACACUAAGUUGAUGAGUUGAACGUUACUGUCACACAAAAAGAGCACUUGCCUUCCUCUGGGAUGAUGUGCAGUGUGACUGUGAGGCCAGCGUCUUUGAUGAGCUUGACGAUGUCAGCGUGAGGCAUGCUGAUGAUGGAUUGUCCGUUCACGGCCAGGAUGCGGUCGCCCACUUUCAACUUGCCACAUCUGUCUGCCGGGCUGCCCUCGAUGAUACGGCCUAUUUUAUGGGGCACAGCUGGAAACAGGAAGGAACAAGAAUGAAAAAACGCCAGUCCAACGUCUUCUAUGUUGACGAUACUCAGUACUAAGCGAUUAAGUGUCCAAAUAUAUACACAAUUAUGCACUCACUGAUGACAGCGGCGUUCUCGGGCCUGUUGAGAGAGCUGAUGAUGACGAAGCCAAAGCCCUCAUUCUCUUUGCGGUGAAUGACCACAUCGCUGGUCUGCAGGGCUGAGCCUUCCUGGUGAGAGCCGGCCAACGCCACGGACACCACAGGUGGGCCCGAAGGCGUGUCGCUUCGAGGCGAGCUGUGCUGAGUGGACACCAAGCUGGGACUGCGGCCGUUCACGGGGCACGCCUCACCUGGAGGUUAAAAAAACGUCAUUCAGGAUAUGUUACAGGGACAGCAUCAUCAUCAUCAUUAACAAUCUUUGUGUUCCUCACCGAGCAUCUGGACCCUCCUUCUCACAGUCAAGCUGACUUGGCCGUUGCGAGCAGCAGCGUGCAUCAGGUCAAUGACAUACUUGUGCGGUUUCCCGGCAACCACGUUUUUAUCCACGGAGAUGAGCUCGUCGCCCGGCCGGAGUCGCCCGUCACGCUCGGCGGGGGUGUUCUCGAUGAUGGCACCGAUGACAAUCUGCUUAAAGACAACAAGAAAAGGUGGCUAUUAGCAGCAGAGAUUAGCAUUAGCAUUGACCACACAUGCUGACACUGCUAGAGCACAAUAGCAAGGCUUUUACUCAGUAUGGGAGGCACUGAGCAGCUCUACGUGUGUGUGUGUGUGUGUGUGUGAGACAAACAAGAGAGAAUGACAAUAUUCAUGACAAUAUUAUUGUAAUCAUAUCAUUUUAAUAACUGCUCUUCAUUUCACAAGAAAAAAUGAAAAUAAUGAGAGUAAUAUGCUAUUCGAAUCAAAAAACCCAUAAAUAAAGGAGACAGAACAUCUUUCCUUUAUGAGAAAAAACUUUGUAUUUAUUUUGAAUUUAUUAAAUUGUAAUAUUACAAUAAUUUCUUGGGAGAAUAUUAUUAUAGUAAGACUGUAAUAUUAUAAGCUGCUGUUGAUUAUAUCCACUUUAUUUAUUAAUAGCACUAGUAUGACUGAUAUUGUGGUAUUGAGUUUUUUGGCAUAUAUUGUGUGUAUUGUUUAUUAUAGUAUUAUUUGUGAUUUUUAUGUGAUCACACAUUUUCACAUGUGGACGCAUGAAUUUCCCCUGUUGGGGAUGAAUAAAGAAUCUAUCUAAUAUGUCAUGUUAUGAGACAAUGUGGUCAUUUUCAGAGAAAACUCUUCUUUUUACAAGAAUUUUUUUUUUUUUUUUACAAUUUUACGAGAUUAAAGUUG